CUACAUCUUCCUUGGAGGAGGUCACACGCGUGGCGGAAGUGCCGAGUUGCAACAAUCCUGACAGGAACGACGUCCUUUGACGUGCAAAUGAGACAAGGCACACUCGUCCUGCGCUCGAAUCCACUCCACGGCGGGAAAACUCAACCCUCCGAACAGCAUGGGGGGCUCGACAAGUGUGCAGGUGCCAGGUGGGGGAAGUGAAGGCUAUCACGUCCUCAAAGUUCAACAGAAUUCUCCAGGUGAUUGUGCAGGACUGGAGCCGUUUUUUGAUUUCAUCAUCGCAAUUUGUGACACUAGACUAAGCAAAGACAACGACACCCUGAAAGAUGUGCUGGAGAGGAACGUGGACAAACCCACCAAACUGGUGUUGUACAGUAGCAGGACGCUAAACGUGAGGGAGACAGAGGUCAUCCCCAGCAGCUUGUGGGGCGGCAGGGGGCUGCUGGGAAUCAGCAUCCGCUUCUCCAACUUUGAAGGCGCUAGAGAAAAUGUUUGGCAUGUCUUGGAGGUGGAACCGAAAUCUCCUGCAGCCCAGGCUGGCCUCAGACCCUACACCGACUACAUCGUAGGAGCUGAAACCUUCCUGGACAAGAACGACAAUCUCUUCAAACUCAUCCAAGGGUACGAAGGGAGGCUGCUCAAGCUCUACGUCUACAACACGGACACAGUCGAGUGCCGCGAGGUGUACGUCAGGCCAAAUUGUCACUGGGGGGGAGCGGGCAGUCUAGGCUGUGGGAUCGGCUAUGGUUACCUGCACAGGGUACCCACCACGCCUUCCAGCAAGACCAAAUUUCUUCCUCCACCCCAUGACGAUUCCUCAGAGCAGGUUGGUCUCACUGCUGUCAUUCCAACCGUUCCGGUGAAUCUUUCGACUGGCUCAGAGCAGACAGACUCGUCUUUAGACCUUGUCAGUGUUCAAACAGAUAUUCUCCCUUCACCACAGUCGGUCACCAUCCCCACAUUCACUCCAUCUUCAUCGGCACCUUGUCCUCCGACCUCCUGCGCAGAUGCUGCUGUCACACAGAACCAAGCAUCUCCCCCCGCUGUCGUCCAAACUAGUUCACCAAGCCAAGCUCCAUCAUCAGUAAUCAAUUCUGACUCGAUAAAUAGCUCAAUGCCUGGAGACUCAUCUUUACACCCACAAACUGUGUGAGGAUCAGAUUGUCGUAACUGUUUGCGCUCGCGGGGAUUUUAGGUGAGUUGUGGAUUUUCCCAAAAAAACAGGUUAAAGUGGACCAAAACUGUACUCAUUUUGGAAUUUGUGGAAAGAUUUGUAAAAUAAAUAGUCUAUAUUAAACAUUUAUAUACAAAUUGCUUGUGUGCGUCCUUGACUGUCAUAGCUGUAGUCCUCUCAACGCCACAAGAUGUCACUAUACUGAAAUCAAAGUAAGCAUGAGGAAGGUAUGGGUGGAACAGGAAAAAAAGAUACUCCAUGUAGACGACAUAGUUCACUUUGGGGGGGGCAGGGGGGGGGAACAAUUUGUCUCAUUUAUUAUUCACUCUUAGUGGAACUAUACAAUUUGUACCCGAAGUGAAAUAUACAGCCCUUAAAAAAAUAAGAG
This is a messenger RNA of Hippocampus comes (tiger tail seahorse), 1562 nucleotides long. Its product is annotated as Golgi reassembly-stacking protein 2. The record is from RefSeq and is a predicted model, not a curated record. Gene Ontology annotation, biological process: Golgi organization. Gene Ontology annotation, molecular function: protein binding. Bases 158 to 1153 code for a protein of 331 amino acids. Gene Ontology annotation, cellular component: Golgi apparatus. Lineage: Eukaryota; Metazoa; Chordata; Actinopteri; Syngnathiformes; Syngnathidae. The transcript is spliced from 8 exons.